Molecule: messenger RNA, 4206 nt
Organism: Epithele typhae
Lineage: Eukaryota; Fungi; Basidiomycota; Agaricomycetes; Polyporales; Epitheliaceae
Product: AAA domain-containing protein
Exons: 22
Coding region: 1-4206 (1401 amino acids)
Cellular component (GO): cytoplasm
Molecular function (GO): ATP hydrolysis activity; ATP binding
Source: RefSeq, a predicted model, not a curated record
AUGUCCAGUCGCAGGCUGAAGCAUGUCCUCGCGGGCCUUCGACCUCCACCGCAGCCCAUAGGUGUCCUCAAGCUUGGAGACAUCUCGCACGAAAUCCUCGCCGCGCGCGACCCAAGCAGGCUGCCGCACUCAGAGGAUAUCCUCCUCGACAUCGCCAACCCGUUCAACCUCGACAACCUCCACUUCAUGCUCCAGAAGUUCCUCCUGGGCCAAGACAUCUUCCUUCUCUCUCAGCCUGGUCCAUAUGCUCGCCGUCUCGCUCUUACGUUCUGUCGUAUGAUCAACUCCGAGUACGAGCUCGUCGCUCUCCAUCGCGACGUCGGCGAGACGGAGCUCAAACAAGGGCGCGAGAUUCGCGAAGGCGGUAACUUGGUGUACGUCGACAGCGCGGCCGUUCGCGCGGUCAAGUACGGACGGGUACUCGUCAUCGAAGGGGUUGAAAAGGCGGAGCGCGGGAUCAUGCCUGUUCUGAACAAUUUACUGGAGAACAGAGAAAUGAACCUCGAAGAUGGGACGCACAUUGUUCACCCCCAUCGCUACGAGCUUCUAGACACGAACGAGUUCGACUCUGCGGAGUUCAUACCCGCUCACAAGAACUUCCGGGUCAUAGCCAUAGCGGCCCCGGUUCCACCAUACCCUGGAUACCCACUGGACCCACCAUUCCGGAGUCGCUUCCAAGCACGCUUUGUUGACCCCCUGGGUGCUCUGCUGGCUCUCCAGCGGACAGAAGCCACCACCGCCAAAUCGGUGCUAGAGAUGCCCUUCUACCAGAAGCUCCGGGACAUAAUUACUUCCACGCAGAUCGCCAGCGAAUCAAGACACGUCCUUGACGCUGUCGCGAGAUCCACCCUCCCCGCAUUCCCGCAGACCGCACUAGCCAAGGCCACCGCGCUCCUUUCGCUCUUCCCCCCACCUCCGACCACCCCCCCAGAACAGCUAGCGCGUUUCGUGCUCUGCAUGCAUCCCGCUCUCAUCCACAGCCCUUUCAUCGCCUGGGCUAUGCUCUCGCGCCAGUUCGAGGAAGCCGGCCUUGGCGAGCUCGGCAGCCCGAACCUCACUGGGAUCGAGGACGACGUUGGGCUCUUUGGAUACCGGCUGGCGCGCAUCGACCGUGUGGACGACCGCACCGCGCACGUAACCUUCGCUAGUUCUUUCGACACCCAAGUCGACGUGGACGUCCCCGCCGGACCACUCGAGUACCUGGCGUACCCGUUCGCCAACCCGGAGUUCCUCGGCUUCGUGCCCAGUGCACGCUUCAUGGGUCUUUUGACCGCCCUCCUCCAGGCGCACGCUCUCGGCUGGGACUUGUCGUAUACGCCCCCGGCUCUAGCAUCCACCGCGUCGUGCUCGACUUCGACCCUCGUCCGAGCGCUCGCGGCUGUGCUCGGCUAUGAGCUCGAAGACGUGCACGUCUACAAGGAGCUCGGUGGGCGAGAGCUCGUCAUGCGGCGCAAGAUCCUCGACGGCGGUGCGACCACUUGGGAGCCCAGCCCUCUGGUCGAGGGCGCGUGGGAGGGCCGGCUGGUCCACCUCGCUGGGCUGGAUGUCAUCGGAUCCACGGCGGGCGCACUCGCGCGCCUCACGCAAGACCGUGAAGUAGAGCUGUGGGAGACGAAGCGCAUUGUGCGGCAACUGGGUGAUGAUGAGACCACCUCCGCCGACCUCAGCGUCACCCACCCCUCUUUCCGCAUCAUCAGCACCGCGUCCAAGUCACUGCCGCUGAAGGACUGGCUCUCCGACGAGCACGCGAACAUGUUCUUCACGUUGCCCGCGCAGCCGAUGUCCCCAGACGAAGAGUCCGCGCUGCUCCUCCAGGCCGGCUGCCCCGACGACGUCUGCGCGGCGCUCCUGCGGUUCGCAGACCGGUACCGCGCGGGCAUGACCGCGGACGCAGCGCAGAAGAACCGUAAGCUCGGCAUGCGGGCGCUUCUGUGCAUCGCGCGGCGCGCGGCGCAGUUCCCUGCGGACGCGGCGAACCUGCACGUGCUGCUCGGGCGCACGGUGCUGCAGGACUUCCUGCCGCCUGCGGAGCAGAUGAACCUGAACAACAUCCUAGAGGAGUGUGGGAUCACCAAACGGACGCCCCCGUAUAACCCCCCACCCGAGGUGCGCGACAGCGGCGUCGUCUUCCCAGCCCCGAGCGGGCCGCAGGCGGUGGAGGUGGGCGCGCGGGAGACCUUCGUGCCGUUCUUCGACCGCAGCCAGGACCCGGAUGGCGCGGUGCAUGUGCCGCACAUGGUCCACUUUUACGACAACAGCUUGCAAACCGGGCUGAUGCGCGACCUGGCUGUCGAUCUAGAAGUCUUGGGCGAGCAUCUCGUCUUGCUCGGAAACCAGGGUGUCGGCAAGAACAAGGUUAUAGAUCGGUUGUGUCAGCUCCUCGGACGACCUAGAGAAUAUAUCCAGCUGCAUAGAGAUACCACAGUGAACCAGCUAAUGUUCCAGACGGUCUUGGAGAACGGGCUCAUCAAGUACACGGACUCUCCGCUGCUCCGCGCGAUCCAGAUGGGGCGCGUGAUCGUCAUAGACGAGGCCGACAAGGCCGCCGAGCACGUCGUCGCCAUCUUCCGCAGCCUCGCGGGCCACGGACAGCUCACGCUGGCGGAUGGCCGGCGCGUGCGUCAAAUCAAAGAACGCGAGGGCGACAUCGCCGUGCACCCAAACUUCCGACUCAUCCUCCUGGCCAACCGACCGGGUUAUCCAUUCCUCGGCAACCACUUCCUGCAGGUCCUGGGUGACAACUUUUGCUGCCACGCGGUCACCAACCCCGACAUGGCCAGCGAGCGCAGAUUGUUGUCGCAGCUCGCGCCCCAGCUCAGCGAAGACACGAUUUUACGGCUCGUUGCCGCCUUCCAAGACCUGCGGCGCGCUUAUGACGCCGGCACCCUGACAUAUCCUUACUCCCUCCGAGAGCUGCUCAACCUCGUGAGGCACAUGCAAGCGUACCCGAGCGACUCGCUCGAAGCGGCGCUCCGCAACGUGUUCGACUUUGACGUCUACAAGCCAGAGACGAUCUCAAAGUUACAGGACAUCCUUGACCAUCACGGCCUUGCGGUGAAACAUGUUGGCAUGAGUGCUGCUCGCGAGACCGCGAAGAAGCAGGUUCUGGACCUCAAGUUUGAGCCCCAGGGCGACACCAGCCUCUCCAGCCCCAAGUUCGGCAAGGAGGACCCCGACAACGAGCCGCACACGGGCGGGAAUACAUGGGCCGGCGGAACCGGCGGUCGCGACACGGCGGGUCUUGGCGGCAGGGGCGGCUACAUGCGCCUGUUCAAGGGCCAUGACAUCAAUCAAAUUUCCGACGCGCUGAAGAACGACGUCCCGGACCAUGUCAAGGACCGUGCGCGGGAGAUGGCCCGACAGGAGCUAGCGCGGAGGCUCGAAGAACUCAACUUGAGCGCGGGCGAGGCCAAGGGCUACGGAUCGCUGCUGAACGCCGUCGACGGGCACAUUACGCAGCUGCACGAUCUGCUCGAGAACCUCGCUGCGCGGGAGGAGGAGCGGGUGUGGGUCAAGCGGCAGACGGACGGCGAGCUCGACGAUAGCCGGUUGACGGAAGGUCUGACCGGAGAGGCCACGGUCUACAAGCGGCGCGGGAUGGCGAAGCCGGAACUGGGACGGCCCCAGAUGAAGCCCAAGCGGAUCCGGUUUCUCUUCGACGUUUCCGCGUCGAUGUACCGUUUCCAGGCAGACGGACGCCUUCGGAGAAGCAUGGAAACAGCCGUCAUGCUUAUGGAAACCUUCGAUCGCUUGAAUAGGAAGGAGAAGUUUGUGUGGGAUAUCUAUGGACACUCUGGGGACUCUGCGGAGGUCGCUCUCGUUGAAGCGGGAGAGAACCUGGAGAUCAAUGACCGAUGGAAGGUCGUCGAGAAGAUGGAGAUGAUCACUCAAUAUACCUUCGCCGGCGAUUUCACCGUGGAAGCGAUUGACAAGGCAGUCACCGAAGUCGCCAAGUUUGACGGGGACGACUGGUUUGUCAUUGCUCUGACGGACGCCAACUUCGCGAGGUACAACAUCACGGCCGAGGAGAUUCAAGGUGCGAUGAACCGCAACCCCAAAGUCCACACGGCCCUAGUAUGUAUAGGAGAAGGUGCGGAGGCAGCAUGGAUUCCGAGGAAUCUACCGGGCCGUGGCUACCGAGUGUCCAACACGGCGGACAUCCCCACUGUGCUUCGAAGUAUCCUAUCCACCAUGGUUGACAAGUGA